AUGUCUGGGUCUGACAAUGACUCCUUCACUGUGUCUGGGUCUGACAAUGACUCCUUCACUGUGUCUGGGUCUGACAAUGACUCCUUCACUGUGUCUGGGUCUGACAAUGACUCCUUCACUGUGUCUGGGUCUGACAAUGACUCCUGUUCUGUGUCUGGGUCUGACAAUGACUCCUUCACUGUGUCUGGGUCUGACAAUGACUUCUGCACUGUGUCUGACAAUGACUCCUGUUCUGUGUCUGGGUCUGACAAUGACUUCUGCUCUGUGUCUGGGUCUGAUAAUGACUUCUGCACUCAGUCUGGGUCUGUCAAUGACUCCUGCUCUGGGUCUGGGUCUGACAAUGACUUCUGCUCUGUGUCUGGGUCUGACAAUGACUCUUUCACUGUGUCUGGGUCUGACAAUGACUUCUGCUCUGUGUCUGGGUCUGACAAUGACUCCUUCACUGUGUCUGGGUCUGACAAGUACUUCUGCUCUGUGUCUGGGUCUGACAAUGACUCCUGCUCUGGGUCUGGGUCUGACAAUGACUUCUGCUCUGUGUCUGGGUCUGACAAUGACUCCCUCACUGUGUCAGGGUCUGACAAUGACUCCUUCACUGUGUCUGGGUCUGACAAUGACAUCUGCACUGUGUCUGGGUCUGGCAAUGACUCCUGCUCUGUCUGGUUCUGA
Haliotis rufescens (red abalone) is the source of this 666-nucleotide messenger RNA. RefSeq names its product fibrinogen-binding protein-like. The transcript has a single exon. Bases 1 to 666 code for a protein of 221 amino acids. The record is from RefSeq and is a predicted model, not a curated record. NCBI's taxonomy places the organism in Eukaryota, Metazoa, Mollusca, Gastropoda, Lepetellida, Haliotidae.